Fusarium tjaetaba is the source of this 1179-nucleotide messenger RNA. Its product is annotated as mrna 3 end-processing yth1. Gene Ontology annotation, molecular function: methyltransferase activity. Bases 1 to 1179 code for a protein of 392 amino acids. NCBI's taxonomy places the organism in Eukaryota, Fungi, Ascomycota, Sordariomycetes, Hypocreales, Nectriaceae. The record is from RefSeq and is a predicted model, not a curated record. The transcript is spliced from 7 exons.
AUGGCUUCACCAAAAACUGACAGCGCAGGCGGCAGCCCUCGCGAUGGCGUAACCAAGCAGAAUAUCUCAGCCGGCAGUUCUCCUGCUGGAGAUCCCAUUAUCGCACAGGAUGAAAAUGAAGGAGAUGCCACCGACUCAGCAUUUGGAGAUGAUGCAGAAAGUUCGACAGCGUCCAUCUCAUCGAGCAUCCUCGAAUACCGUAAAUUUCAAGGACGAACCUUUCACAGCGAGAGGUAUAAUACGGAGUACUUUACACCGAACGAUGAGCAGCAGAGAGAUUCAAUUGAUAUCACGCACCAUGUUCUAACGCUGCUCCUUGAUGGAAAGUUGACACUUGUCCCUUUGAAAGAUGAUAUUCAGGUUGGUGGUCCCUCUGGUAUCGAAUCGUCUCCGGAGGCACUGACAAACGAAAGCGAGUUCUUGACGUCGGCACUGGAACUGGAAUCUGGGCAAUGUACUCACCUCUCAAACUCCCUGGGAGGAUACUCAUCCGAUACUAACUGGUGCAGUGACUUUGCCGAUGAGCACCCUAACGUCGAGGUCAUCGGAACAGACCUCUCUCCCAUCCAACCAAGCUGGGUCCCACCAAACGUAAAGUUCGAGCUUGAAGACGCGACAAAAGACUGGAGCUGGCCUGAGAAUCACUUCGAUCUCGUGCAUGUCCGUUUUCUCAUGGGUGCGAUAGUAGACUGGGGAACCCUGUUUAAAGAAGCUACUCAUUGUUGUAAACCAGGUGGCUUUGUUGAGUCUGGGGAGAUCAACCCAACUUUCUACUCAGAUGAUGGUAGCAUCGACGACGUGGAGGCUCUACAGACCUGGAAUCGAUUGGUGAUUGAGAGUGGUAAGGGCUUUGGAAGAAGUUUUACUAAUAUCGAGAACGACGUUCAGCUAUUUCGUGAUGCUGGUUUGGUAGACGUGCAGAGCUUUGACUUCAAGGUCCCCAUCGGUGGAUGGCCCAAAGACGAGAAAAUGAGAAAGGUUGGCCAAUUCCUCCGCGCUUCCAUAGAGAAUGACCUCGAAGGAUAUACGAUGAUGGUUUGGCACCAGAUCAUGAACUGGCCCGAAGAUGAAUAUCAGGUAUUCUUGAUGAACAUGAGAAAGGCGUUCAAGGAUAAGAGAAUUCAUGGAUACAUGCGCGUUCGAUAUGUUCAUGGUCGAAAGCCAGAUGCGGAGAAAUAG